Messenger RNA from Sycon ciliatum, 1691 nucleotides. Its product is annotated as putative methyltransferase DDB_G0268948. Gene Ontology annotation, molecular function: S-adenosylmethionine-dependent methyltransferase activity. The record is from RefSeq and is a predicted model, not a curated record. Lineage: Eukaryota; Metazoa; Porifera; Calcarea; Leucosolenida; Sycettidae. The coding region runs from base 63 to 1055 and encodes 330 amino acids. The transcript has 6 exons.
CCCACCUCUACUCUAGUCUAGACUAGUCGAGAAGAUCUCUCCACUCAGAAACUUGAACCCGAAUGAGUAUUUCCUGCACAUCUCAGUCCUCGCACAGCAUCCGCCAUCGAUCGCGUUGCUUUCUCAGUUGCAGACGAAACAUGGCAGCACGUUUCACUGACGCUGUGGUGGCCCAGCGUUAUGCUCUCUUUAGGCCGCAUUACCCCGAAUCCUUGCUAAAUGGCAUUCUCAAUUUCGUGACACGUCCCACGAAAUCUCGGACAAGUACUCCAAAUGCUGGGGUAGCUCCACGGGCAGUAGCUGCUAACGACUUGAAUUUGGUUGACGUGGGUUGCGGGUCUGGACAGUCGACUUUCUUCCUAGCAAAGGCCGGCUUCAAGGAAAUACACGGGAUUGAUACUAGCCAAGCACAGAUUGCAGAAGCGAGAAAAGCACUGGAGAAGCAGGACAGCAGCGCAUGCGACCGCGUCGAGUUCAAGAUUGUCGAUGUUGACCGGGAUAUACCGUUCCGUGACGGCAGUGUGGACAUCAUCACGGCAGCUCAGGCACUGCACUGGUUUAAUCAUGACCAAUUCUACAAGCACGUCGAUAAGGCACUCAAACCAGGCGGUUUCUUUAUGGGCUUUGGCUAUGGCAACUGUCAGGUCUUGCACAAUGGAGUGCAGGGUCUACUUGGAGAAUUCUAUGGCGGUAAGCUUGGCAAGUACUGGUCACCAGAGAGAAGACACAUCGACACACUCUACAAUAACAUGCCCAUGCCGUACAAGCCAGUCGAACGGCUAUCUCUAGAACUGCAGUACGACGUCACACUGGCCCAUCUGAUUGGCUACAUCAGCAGCUGGUCUGCCUACGCCACCUAUUGUCUAGAACAUCCUAGCAACACUGUACUGGAGGACUUGGAAAAGCAAAUGAUCGAGGCUAUCAAGUCAUCCGCCGUCGGCGCUAGCAAGUCCGGUGACAAGCCGACGCAGUCCGAAAACAAUGUCAAGGAUCAUGUGUUGGGUAUCCGAUUCCCAAUCUUCGCUCUCAUGUGCCGGAAACCGGACGGCCAAUAGUGUGAAGCUUGUGGUGAUGUCAUCGUGCAGUGUGCAGCAAGACUGGCCAUACGUGUGCAGUGCAGGAACAUGCUCUCGCUCUCUCUCUCCCUCUCCCUCUCUCAUUGCCGACGGACUGGCUCGGUUCAUUCAGGGAUGGGCACAAGACUAGCUGGUAAUGGUGUUACUCUCUGAGUUGUGUUACUUGUACAUGUACUACAUGUGCCUGACAGCUGCGGAGAUGGACGGGUGGAGUAACGGUCUUCCAGGCCAUUGAAGCUAUAUUAGCUCCAAUCCACGUAACGCAACCGACCGCCGCCUAUCUUAUACUUGCCCGCUCGGUAGUUCAACAAAUGGCCAAACCCGACAUUGCAAGCGGACAUAGAGCAGCUCAGUUCACCCAAUGUAGGAAUGAUAUCCCAAAUUGGCAGCUGACAAAGAGUAUAGGAGUGACGACACGGUGUAACUGGCUCACCACUACGGGUUCGGCACCAGCUCUUGAACUGCCCUGGAUAAUGAUUUUCCAGUUGCAUUGUGUGAGACAGCUGGAACACUGACCCAUACCGACCUUCUCGUUGCUCCGAGUCACUGACUGCAUGAUCAUGGUUGCCAGCAUUUUUCAUAACCAGAGCCAUCAGCAGCAAAGAAAUUCAAAAA